AUGGCCGGACGCAGGUUUGCUACUUUCGGUGGUCUCGCCGCUGUCGGUGCGGGUACCUACUACCUCUACAGCGCGGGCGGCGACCCGAAACUUGCUGAGAAGAAGUUUGAGCACGAUGCUGCCAACGCCACAAGGAGGGUUCGUGGUGAUUUCCCUGGCCAGGACAAGGAGGCCAAGAAGGCUGGUGAGGAGGGAUACGAGGCUGUUCGCGCAACCGCACAAGACUAUGCCAACCGCGCCAGCGCCGAGGCAAAGAAGGCCGAGGCCGACCUCAGGGCCUACACCCAACAAGCACAGAACAAGGCCCAGCAGUACAGCGCCGAGGCUCAGAACAAGGCUCAGGAGUACAGCGCUGAGGCCCAGGCGAGGUACAACUCCCUGAGCGCCGAGGCAAAGAAGAAGUGGGACGAGGCCAGGGCUCGGGGCGAGGAGUUCACUCGCGAGACCAGCAAGGACUUCAAUGCUGCCGUUGACAGGUUCGACAGGGAGGUCACCAGGGAUGCGGCGCAGGCAAAGAGCUGGUUGGGCUCCUGGUUCGGCGGCAAAUAAGCCCGUUGCGAACAUGGAGAGAUAUGGAUUGGACUUUGAUAUUGCAUUUGCUGCUUAGCACUGGAGUAUAUGGG
This is a messenger RNA of Macroventuria anomochaeta, 623 nucleotides long. RefSeq lists its product as uncharacterized. Bases 1 to 549 code for a protein of 182 amino acids. The record is from RefSeq and is a predicted model, not a curated record. Lineage: Eukaryota; Fungi; Ascomycota; Dothideomycetes; Pleosporales; Didymellaceae. The transcript is spliced from 3 exons.